AAGAAAACAUAAAAGCCAUUCAUUCAUUAAGUUUUCUGAACUUUGAGGUUUUCCUGAGUGAUUGACAUGGCCAGCAACCAGCAAACCCCAGGCAGCCAGCAGCCAUUUUUGGGGAGCCAACCACAAGGCAACCUGCAGCCAGCGAUGAUAGAUAGCCCAACGCCUGCCAACCUGCAGUCAAUGAUGAUGACCAACCCAACGCCCGCCAAUCUGCCACCGAUGCCAUUGACCGGCAGACAAACGACAGCCAACAUGCCGUUGAUGGGCAGUCUGAAACAGCCAACUUUGCAAGGAUAUUUCAACCCCCAGCAAAGUCCAACCAAUGUGCGACCAAUCGCGCCCAGCCAACAAACCCUUGCCAAUUUACAGCCACAAUCAGGCAGCCAGCAGAUCCCCACCAAUGUGCCGCCACAGUUGAGCAGCCAGCAGCCCCUAGAAGCCAACGUGCAGCAGCCACUCAUGGGAAGUUACCAAAGUCCAAGCAAUGUGCAGCCACAAGCUGGCGGCCAGCAAACUCCAGGAGGGAAUGUGCAGCACAAUUUGCCCUUGACCCGACCAAUUUCUGGUAUUGUGCAGCCACCAAUGAAGUCAACAGCUCUACUGCCACAACCGACCAGUAAAUAUGGUAUGGGAUCCGGGGUGAGAGGUGACAGACUCAUGUUCUCAACAUCUGAUGACAAUGCCAUGUUAAGGCAAAUCCAGGGGACCCAUACUCCUGAUGGACGUGAAUUCAAUGUCAAACCACUUAUUCAAAUCGUUGAGAAUAUCUUUAAACAAGCUGCCCCAGGUGUUGAGGCAAUUGUUGCGCAGGAAACGCUGGCAAUCACAGACACUGAUGACAAGACAUACCAAUCUAGUUUCACUGGAAUGCUUGAAGCCGCGGCGUAUCUCAUUGAUCGAAUUUCUUGCGAGAUUACAUGCAAAUGCUCUGGUGGCGGGGAUACACAUGCAACUGCAAUAUCAAUAUUGAACAUGUUAUCCAGCUUUUCUUGGGAUGCCAAAUUGGGGCUAGCCUUGUCGGCUUUUGCAGUGACCUAUGGCGAGUUCUGGCUUGUUGCUCAGAGUUACACAUCAAACCAACUUGCCAAAGCUGUUGCAAUCCUAAAGCAAUUACCUGAGAUAUUGGAACACUCUGCUGAGUUAAAGCCUCAGUUUGAUGCAAUUAAAAGCCUCAUCAAAGCAAUGGUAGAUAUCAGCAAAUGUAUUGUUGAGUUCAGGGAGCUACCAGCUAACUACAUUACAACAGAUGUUGAAGCACUAUCCACAGCCAUGGCUCAUAUACCAGUUGCUGUGUACUGGACCAUCAGAAGUAUUUUGGCUUGUGCUUCCCAACUUACUGGCCUUACUUUGUUGGGACGCGAGCAUAUGGUAUCAACUACAGAAGCUUGGGAACUAUCCAGUUUGGCUCACAAGCUCAGCAACAUGCACAGUCACCUCUUAACUCAACUCCGGAGCUGCUACAAGCAUAUAGAGGAAAAGAAACAUGAUGAAGCUUAUCAGAAUCUUGUGCAUCUGUUCGGCAUUGUCCACAUUGACAACAUGAGGAUUAUCAAGGCUUUAAUCUGCCAGAAGGAUGACGUGUUGCCACUUGUUGAUGGAGCUACCAAGAACAGGGUAAACCUCGAUGUCUUGAAGCGAAAGAAUGUGUUACUGCUCAUAUCAGACCUUGAUAUCUCGCAAGAAGAACGUUCAAUUCUUGAACAGUUAUACACUUAUACCCGAACACCACAAUUCGAGGUUGUUUGGCUCCCAAUUCUGGACCCCACCAUCACUUGGACUGAAGCCAAGCAGAGGCAAUUUGACAGUCUGCAGAAUGCUAUGCCAUGGUAUACAAUAUACCACCCUUCACUGAUUGAGAAGGCUGUAAUAAAAUUCAUCAAAGAUGAGUGGCAUUUUGAGAAGAAACCUAUUCUUGUGGUGUUAGAUCCACAAGGACGUGUUGUAAGCCCAAAUGCACUCUACAUGAUGUGGAUUUGGGGGACUUUGGCAUUCCCUUUCACCACAGCAAGAGAGGAGGCUUUAUGGAAGGAAGAGAGUUGGAAGCUUGAGUUGUUGGUGGACAACAUUGAUCCAAACAUUCUCAACUGGAUAUCAGAAGGAAAACAUAUUUGCUUGUAUGGAGGAGAGGACAUUGAAUGGAUCAGAAAUUUUUCAAGUACUGCAAAUGCUGUUGCUGAAGCUGCAAAUAUUGACCUGGAAAUGCUUUAUGUGGGAAAGAGCAACCCAAAGGAACGCGUUCGCAGGAACAAUGAAAUCAUAGUUAGGGAGAAACUAAGCCACGUCUGGAGUGACACCUCCUCAAUUUGGUACUUCUGGGUUAGGAUUGAGAGCAUGUGGCACUCCAAAAAUCAGCUGGGCAGAACCGUUGAGAAUGACCAGAUAUUGAGUGAAAUCAUGGCAAUGCUUAGCUACGAUAGCAGUAAAGGCGGAUGGGCAGUGUUCGCAAAAGGAUCAUCCGAAAUAACCAGAGCAAAGGGAGGUACAAUUUUAACCUGUUUGCAAGAGUAUGAUCAGUGGAAGGACGAAGCGCAGCAAAAGGGUUUUCUGCCAGCAAUGAUUGAUCAUCUCAAGCAGCUGUACACACCGCAUCACUGCAGCCAACUGGUGCUGCCGGGCACUGCCGGGAUACUGGAAAAAGUGGUUUGCUCAGAAUGCGGCCGCCCCAUGGAGAGGUAUCUCAUGUAUCAGUGCUGUGAUGAGUAAACAACAAGCUGCGCUGCCAGUGAUGCCAAAUUACUAUAUGCAUGGUAGGAUUGCUUGCAAUGAAUAGCAAGUUUGGAAGAAUAAUAUUAAACACUAAGUGUGAGAAUAAGUACCCGCGUGCUGUUUUCAUAUUUUUCUCUUUUAUUGUACUUCAUCUUUAAGGGUACUCUGCGUAUCCAUUGUUGUUCUGAAGUUUGAAUAAAUUUUUUCUGUGAGUA
Molecule: messenger RNA, 2921 nt
Organism: Mangifera indica (mango)
Lineage: Eukaryota; Viridiplantae; Streptophyta; Magnoliopsida; Sapindales; Anacardiaceae
Product: protein SIEVE ELEMENT OCCLUSION B-like
Exons: 7
Coding region: 67-2703 (878 amino acids)
Biological process (GO): phloem development
Source: RefSeq, a predicted model, not a curated record